Molecule: messenger RNA, 2303 nt
Organism: Microplitis demolitor
Lineage: Eukaryota; Metazoa; Arthropoda; Insecta; Hymenoptera; Braconidae
Gene: Arp1
Product: actin-5C
Exons: 3
Coding region: 160-1290 (376 amino acids)
Biological process (GO): mitotic cytokinesis
Source: RefSeq, a predicted model, not a curated record
ACUCACUACCUACUCGCGUUGUCGCUCGUGUCACGACUCACGAUUCUCGCUUAGUCCUGUCACAAGUAUACUUCCUACGGGCACUUACGCUGAAACAUUUAAAUCCUCAGAGAUUCAUCUCUUCUUUUAAACUUUUUAAAGAUAAAAUAAUAGACGAAAAUGUGUGACGAAGAAGUAGCUGCUUUGGUUGUUGACAAUGGAUCCGGUAUGUGCAAAGCCGGAUUUGCCGGUGAUGAUGCACCCCGUGCUGUAUUUCCCUCAAUUGUGGGAAGGCCAAGACAUCAAGGUGUCAUGGUUGGUAUGGGACAAAAAGACUCAUACGUAGGAGAUGAAGCCCAAUCAAAGAGAGGUAUCCUUACUCUCAAAUACCCAAUUGAACACGGUAUCGUUACCAACUGGGAUGACAUGGAAAAAAUUUGGCAUCACACUUUCUACAAUGAACUCCGAGUUGCACCUGAAGAACAUCCAGUACUCCUUACUGAGGCUCCUUUGAAUCCAAAAGCUAAUCGUGAGAAGAUGACGCAGAUUAUGUUUGAAACUUUCAACACACCUGCUAUGUACGUCGCUAUCCAAGCUGUGCUUUCUCUCUACGCUUCUGGUCGUACUACUGGUAUCGUUCUUGAUUCCGGAGAUGGUGUUUCUCACACAGUACCUAUUUACGAGGGUUACGCUCUACCUCACGCUAUCCUUCGUCUCGACUUGGCUGGUCGUGAUCUCACCGAUUACCUUAUGAAGAUCCUCACUGAGAGAGGAUACUCUUUCACCACCACUGCCGAGCGUGAAAUCGUUCGUGACAUCAAAGAAAAACUUUGCUACGUUGCUCUUGACUUUGAACAAGAAAUGGCCACCGCUGCAUCAUCAUCAAGCUUGGAAAAGAGCUACGAACUUCCUGAUGGACAGGUCAUCACCAUCGGAAACGAGAGAUUCCGUUGCCCAGAGGCUCUCUUCCAGCCAAGCUUCUUGGGUAUGGAAGCCUGUGGUAUCCAUGAAACUACAUACAACUCAAUCAUGAAGUGUGAUGUUGAUAUCCGUAAGGACUUGUACGCCAACACCGUUCUCUCGGGUGGUACCACCAUGUACCCAGGAAUUGCCGACAGAAUGCAAAAAGAAAUUACUGCCCUUGCCCCAUCAACCAUGAAAAUUAAGAUAAUUGCUCCACCAGAAAGAAAAUACUCCGUAUGGAUUGGAGGUUCUAUUCUUGCUUCAUUGUCUACCUUCCAACAGAUGUGGAUCUCAAAACAAGAAUAUGACGAAUCUGGACCAUCAAUUGUCCACAGAAAGUGCUUCUAAGCGUACUAAUCAACAACAAUGCACUUAAACACUUACCAACAACAUAAAUUUAUUACUACAUACUGUCAUCAUUAAUCAUCAUUUGUCCGAAUCCCACAUCAAUACGGUUGGUAGUCAAAUUCAGGAGGAGAGAAAAAGAUAAAAAAAAAAAAAAAAGUAGAGAGAGUUUGCAUAUUCUCUCAUUUAUUAUUUCCCUAUAUCUUAACACCUCACUAAAUAAUUUUAUUUUUUCAUACAGUUUAUUUAUAAUGAUAGGUUUUCACGCAUUUCUACUACCUCCUGCCCUCAUCUCCGCGAUUAUUAUUUAAUAUUAAUGUGUAAUAAUAAUUAUUAUUAUUUAAUAUUAUAAUUAUCAUUGAGGUGAAGAUUUUUUGACUUUAUGAUGAAAAAAAAAAAAAAAAAUAAUAAUAAUUGUAACUACAUUCCAUAAGACUUAUCUCGUUAUUCGAGUGUGCUUCAUUCCUAGCGACGACAGGGCCUCAUGAUUUUUACUAUUAAUCUAUUGCUAAUUAAUGUUUAUUUCAUGCAUAUAUAUAUAAAUAUAUAUAUUAGUAUUAUAAUUAAGAUGCACUGAUAGGUAAAAAAAAAAAAAAAAAAAAAAUGAAAAAAAUAAAAAUAAAAAAAAGUAAAUAAUAAUCAAGUUUUUUUGUAUAUCAAGUUGGGCAGUGAAAUUCCAAAAAAUAAACUAACAGCUCAAACUAUUUAUAAUAAGCUGAGGUGAAGAAUACGGGAAGUAAUUAAGAGAGAGAGACAGAGGCAGUUUUAAGAGAGAGAGAGAGAGAGAGAGAGAAGUGAAAGCAUUAAAGACACAAUUGACGCCCUAAAUGCGUAGCCAAAGUAUUAUAAUUUAUUCCCAUUAUAUUGUGCAAGUUUACUCACGUACAUAAUUUAAAGAUUACUCUAGGCUUAUGGGAUAGUAAAACAAAGUCUUUGGAAUAAUAAUAAUAAUAAUUAAUAAUAAUAAUGAUAACAAUAAAAACAAAACAAAUAAAUUUAAUCGACUGGAAACGAUA